AUGAUGGUUAAUAGAGACCAGGAUGCAGACGAAGUAAUUCAUAGGGUUAGGCAAGAAAACAUGAUGGAAAAUGACUUAACUACUAUGAUAGAGAGAAUCAUAGCCCACAAUGGUCUGAAUACAAGACUUCGACGACCAAAUUAUACCUCUCCUUUAUCAGAAUACGUCCUACAAACUGAAUUACUAAGGGGUUGUAAAAUCCCUAAGUUCACCAAAUUCUCAGGGGACACUAGUGAAUCCACUAUAGAACACAUAGCCAGAUACAUGACUGAGGCAGGGGAUUUGGCGAACAGUGAGAACCUAAGAAUGAAAUAUUUCCCCAGUUCUUUAACGAAGAAUGCCUUCACAUGGUUUACAACUUUGCCACCAAAUUCCAUAGAUACUUGGCCUCAUUUGGAGAGAUUAUUUCAUGAACAAUUCUACAUGGGCCAAACUAAGAUAAGUCUUAAGGAAUUAGCUAGUAUUAAAAGAAAAUUCACUGAAUCUAUAGAUGAUUAUCUGAAUAGGUUCCGUUUGUUGAAAUCUAGAUAUACCCAGUAUCUAAGAGAUAUGGCCCAAUUAGCAGAUAGGGUUCGACAGGUCGAACGUUUAAAAGCUGAAAAGACCAGAGUGAAUAAGAAUUAUAAGAAAGAAAGGGUUGCUUAUGUUGAAGUCGAAGAUGAGGAGUCUGAAAUCUCUAAUGACCCUUAUGGUCUCGAGGAAUUCGAAGUAUAUUUUGCUGAAUUAAAAGAAGCACCACCUUAUGCUUGUAAAUUACUUACACCUCCGAAUGGCAGGAACCCUGUCGAAACUGAAAAGAAUGAUAGAUUUCCUAAAAAGACUUACACAUUUGAUGUUACCAAAUGUGAUGAAAUCUUCGAUUUAUUAGUAAAAGAUGGCCAAAUGAUAGUGCCUCCUAAUACCAAAAUUCCUCCGUUAGAACAACGGAAGAAAAGAGGCUUUUGUAAAUAUCACAAUUUUUUAGGCCAUAAAACCUCACAAUGCUUUCUUUUUAGGGAUCUUAUUCAGAAUGCAAUUAAGGAUGGUCACCUCAAGUUCGCUGACAGGGGGAGAAACCAGAUGAAGGUUGACGCUGACCCCCUCAACAUUGCUGACACAAAUUAUGUUGAACCUGUCGAAAUCAACAUGAUUGACAUGAUGGAAGUGGAGGUUGUGAAGGAAACAAGAACUGAAGGAUAUGUGCUAGUUGGAAAUCAGGCUACUGAUGGCCUAAAUAAUGAUGUUCCCUUUGGAAUUUCUGUCGAAGGUGAAUAG
This is a messenger RNA of Lathyrus oleraceus (garden pea), 1254 nucleotides long. RefSeq lists its product as uncharacterized. NCBI's taxonomy places the organism in Eukaryota, Viridiplantae, Streptophyta, Magnoliopsida, Fabales, Fabaceae. The transcript has 2 exons. The coding region runs from base 1 to 1254 and encodes 417 amino acids. The record is from RefSeq and is a predicted model, not a curated record.